AGAGAAAGCAGAAAAAUAGAGGGGAAGAUCAAAAAGAUAAUAGACCUUGUGAUCGAUCGUUCGCGGGCUCUUCGAACAGAGAACGUUGAUUCGCGUUGUGCGUAUUAAAGAGGAGGAUGGAGUGAGUGAAGUGAGAACAAAAUAGAAAUGACGAGAAGAGAAGGGUAAGAAAGAGAAGGGGAAUAGGAAGAGGGGAAGAACGCGCGCAAUGCAACGCAUUUUCAGAUCGCGUCUUCGUCGCGAAGGACGCGAGGAGAACGGUUCCCCACUUUUGGCGGCCUCGAGGGAGAGCGAGAGCGUGAAUUUUCCAUGGGCAACAUACAGUACUAAGAGAGCGUCGUAAUCGUCGUCACGUUGUAGUGUACCAUCGUCGUUCCCCAUCUUCGUUUUGUUGAUCAUCCUUUGAGACUUUGAUCACGUUCAAAUCAUACGUACAAAUUGUCUUUCAAAGGAGAGAUUCAAGAGAAAUUGAAAAAGGAAAAAGAAAAGAAAAAUCGUCCAAUAUAAUCAACGAUUUGUCCCCCUUUAUAUCCAUCGAUUCUAAUAGUUUCGUGUGUUUUCGAUGAAAAGAGUGAGAUAGAGAGAAGGAGAAAGAGGAUAGUAAACGUUCAAAAUCGUACGUACGCGAGAAGUGAUCGCGCCUCGAUUGAAUUUCGAAACCGGUUGAAACCGUAGCCAUUGGACAUCGUCGAAAAGGGCUAAGAGAACCGGUAAGAGAAAGGACGGUAGGAGAAAAGACGUUUACGAUUUGGAUAAAGAAUCAACCAUUCUUUUUAUUACUCGAUAAACUAUUAACGUUUGGAAAUCGCUGGUUGGGACUCUUCGAGAAGAGAAGUCGAAAAUCGAGAGAUUAAUCUAAGAUGGGAUACGGUACAGAGAUGGACGGUUGCGGUCGUUUUAUGAAGUACUCAUUGUUCUUUACAAAUUUCAUCAUCUUCAUCGGCGGCGUCGUUAUAACUGGGUUAGCGAUAUGGGCAUUCGUCGAUAAAGUACCUUGGAUAGGCGAAUUGGUCGGAAACGAUUUAUUGACAGGUGCUAUUUAUGUGUUACUAGCUGGUGGAAUUUUGGUAGCUAUUAUCGCUUUCUUUGGAUGUGUGGGUGCGUCACGCGAAGUCAAGUGUAUGCUAGUCACAUACUUCAUAAUCGUGUUCCUGUUGUUCGUGACGAUGCUAAUCGGCGGUGUUCUCGGUUAUGUGUUCCGUGAAAAAUUGUUGAGCACAUUGGAACGUGAAAUGUCUGGUAGCCUGAGACUGUACGAUCACCGCAAAUCCGUCCGUGAUGCUUGGGAUACUACGCAGACCCAACUCCAUUGUUGCGGUGUGUAUGCCUGGAGAGAUUGGGGAGUUCACGGUCUCCUUGUGCCACAAAGCUGUUGUCGCGAGGUUCAACCCGGACAGCGAUUUAACUGCAGUGCCGGUGCUGACACAGUAAAUCCAUCCAACGCUUAUCUGGAAGGUUGCCUAAACAGAACGCAAGUUUAUAUGCAACAGCAUGCAGCCGUUAUGGGUGGCGCUGGUAUUGCUGUUGCGUGUCUCAUGUUCUUUGGCAUGAUAUUCUCUUGUGCAUUAUUCAAGAUGAUAGAAUGACAAAGCAAUGACUAUUGCGUGUAAAAAAACAUCUCGUGAGUUCUCUUUUGAUCGAGACAAGCACGGAAGAUAAUGAAAAUCUUCAACGCAUACUCGACGAUUUUUCCUGCUAUGAAUCACACGACGAUAGAUCUCUAUCAUCGUCAUUAAUAAAUCUGCCUCGAUGUGUAUCUCAAUAACAAAUUCUCGCCAUUCGUCUCUUUAUUAUUUUACUAUUAUAAAUCGUUGUAUCCAUAUACUUUUUCUUUCUAUUUCAUUAUAUCUAUACCGAUAUAAUAUAUAGUAUACGUAUUACAUAUAAAUAUAUAAUAUAUAAUAUAUACAAGUUAUUUAAAGAAUUCUUCUUACGUAUUUUAGCGAAUCAUAUUUUUAUGUCCUUUUUGCGUUUAUGUCACGUUAACAAUUAUAUGUAACGUAUCGAUGUACGAUGUUUAUGUAUUAUAAAGAAAAGUAUUUUAAGAAUAUUGUAAUUAUUAUAUUUCUAGCUACAAAACUUUCGAUUAUAUAGAUAUAUAUUAUGUAAACUGUAAUAAUAAAAUACUACGAUUGACUCGUA
Molecule: messenger RNA, 2142 nt
Organism: Vespula vulgaris
Lineage: Eukaryota; Metazoa; Arthropoda; Insecta; Hymenoptera; Vespidae
Gene: Tsp74F
Product: CD151 antigen
Exons: 7
Coding region: 861-1586 (241 amino acids)
Cellular component (GO): membrane
Source: RefSeq, a predicted model, not a curated record